Messenger RNA from Fusarium poae, 1473 nucleotides. RefSeq lists its product as uncharacterized. The coding region runs from base 1 to 1473 and encodes 490 amino acids. The record is from RefSeq and is a predicted model, not a curated record. The transcript is spliced from 6 exons. Lineage: Eukaryota; Fungi; Ascomycota; Sordariomycetes; Hypocreales; Nectriaceae.
AUGUUGGCUGUCAAACGCCUAGUCCUGCAUGUCAUCCUGUACUGUCUUUUGACACUAGGUCUUGCUAAGGAGGAUGAGAAAUAUGAUCCUGCUGAUAACUUUCGUCCAAACAAUGUGACAGGCCUGCCCGACUUUUACACCUGGGUUGGAUCAUACUACAAUGCUACUGCAGAGGUUGAUGUAAAGUUUGCUUAUCAAUAUCUCACCCCAACCGACAAAGUAUGCCCGGAGCUCAGAAACUUCACACGCACUUUCAAGUAUGACGCUGUUCUCAGUGUUCUUGAGCCUGGUGCCUGGAACGGUGGGAACAACUCGGUCAUCUUCUGGUUGACACUCAUGCCGCAAACUUCGUCGCCAUUCGAUUUGUCUUUAUUGCCCCAGAGCUUUUUGUAUGAGAAGACCAAUCUUUCAUUCCCCAUUUAUACGGCCGAGCCGACUCCAGGUGGUUACUGGCGUCCACACAACAGAGUCUUCCCCAAUGAAUUCAACUUUACGACCACUCAGGUUUCAAGCAAAGCUUACAAUCUAACCACAACAGUCAAGAAUUCUCAAAAUUCUAACAAUGUAUCGAAUUGGGGCAACGUCACCAUGCCAACUUGCAAUUCCACCGAAUGGACCAAUGACUAUAUAUUUUCUAUGAACAGAGCUAGGUCGUAUUUUGCAAGGGACUGGGACGACUUCAAGUUCCCCGAAGUCAGCAUGCAGUUUGACGACAAGACAGCCAACCUGACCCUGGAUGGUACCUUCUAUGCGCGACCAUAUCGACAAUCCAAUAUGACUGGUGAACCUGUGGGUGGCAGUCCCGAAGUUAUUGGUCAUCUUUCAGUCCGUGUCGCUGGAGUUGUAGACGAGUACCAUUCCGAUGCUCUGAGUCUCAAUGAGAGUGCACCCUCGUGGGAGCGCACUGUUGGGUUCGAGAGUAACCCGUCCAACAUUGGAUACGGGGAGAGUGAUGGCAAACCUCCCAGCCUUGAAGAUCGAGCCGUCACAUCUUUUCACACAAUUGUCAGCACUUCGUACCCUCAGGGCCGGUGGUCAAUAGGAUACGGCAAGAUUGAAGGGAAGGAUGGCUUUUACACUGCCGCCUGUGUUGACGGUCAAUUCGCUGUGAGCGGGAUCUGGGCUGGCUGUGGCGAUCUCAUUUUCACUCGCUGUGUCGGUGCGAGUGCAUUUGCUCGUAGUUCCACAGUGUCCUGUAUGGGGACAUGUUUGACACACAAGAUCUUUGACUACAACGACAAAUCAUCAUCGACUCGAUUCAUUGCUUGUAAUUUCCCAGGGACGUACGAUGGAAGCAUGACCCUCCUAAAGACUCCCAUUGGAGACGCUGCAGAACCGACUUCUGGCGACGGUUCGACCAUGUCGACUGCUGCUGAGACUACAACAGCAUCGACGACGGAUUCUGGAGCGGGAAUAGUCAGAUUAGAGUUACAAUUGUUCUUGAUAGCAGUUAUCUUUGUUUUGUAUUUGUAA